Messenger RNA from Betta splendens (Siamese fighting fish), 1660 nucleotides. It is a transcript of the gene prkag3a, whose product is annotated as protein kinase, AMP-activated, gamma 3a non-catalytic subunit. The transcript has 12 exons. NCBI's taxonomy places the organism in Eukaryota, Metazoa, Chordata, Actinopteri, Anabantiformes, Osphronemidae. The record is from RefSeq and is a predicted model, not a curated record. Bases 118 to 1128 code for a protein of 336 amino acids.
UUGACACCAUUUGAGAGCUCCUAAUAUAGACCCAGUUGCUCCGUGGGAAAGGGUAGCUAAGACCUAAGCAAACUCGCUGCAUUGAGAGUGGUUCUUUCAUGGACCCUCGACAGAGUAAUGGAGCCUCCUACGCAGGUGUCAUUCCCAGGAAAGAAGGAGGAGAUGCAAAAACAAGAGGCAGAUGCCACGGUCUACAUGAAUUUCAUGAAGAGUCACUGCUGCUACGAUGCCAUUCCAGUCAGCUGUAAGCUGGUCAUAUUUGACACAACGCUGCAGGUUAAAAAAGCCUUUUUUGCCCUGGUGGCAAACGGCUUGCGGGCUGCGCCCCUGUGGGACAGCAAGCUGCAGAGAUUUGUGGGUAUGCUGACUAUUACAGACUUCAUCAACAUCCUCCAUUGUUAUUACAAGUCCCCCAUGGUUCAGAUGUAUGAGCUGGAGAGCCACAAGAUUGAGACAUGGAGAGGUGAUUCAUUUCAAAAUGUGUACUUGCAGUAUUCCAAGCGAUCCCUCAUUAGCAUUUCUCCAGAUGCCAGCCUCUUCGACGCCAUCUAUUCCUUGCUCAGGUAUAAGAUCCACAGGUUGCCCGUCAUCGAUCCGGACUCUGGAAACGUCCUGCACAUUCUGACCCACAAAAGGAUCCUCAAGUUCCUCCAUAUAUUUGGAAGGAAAGUCCCCAAGCCUGCGUUUGUUCAGCGGCAGAUCCAGGAGCUGGGGAUCGGAACGUUCAGGAACAUCGCCACUGUCCAGCUGACGGCGUCGCUCUAUGACGCCCUCUCUAUAUUUGUAGAAAGACGGGUGUCUGCACUACCAGUUGUGGAUGGAGAAGGCAAAGUGGUGGCCCUCUACUCAAGAUUUGACGUGAUUAAUAUAGCAGCCCAGAAGACGUACAACAAUCUGGACAUGAUGAUGGAGGAAGCCAUUCGCCGGCGGACUUGUUUUGUUGAGGGUGUAAUUAAGUGCUACCCUGAUGAAACCUUGGAAACUAUUAUAGAUCGCAUAGUCAAAGCUGAGGUCCAUCGGCUGGUCUUGGUUGACAGGGCUGACAUGGUGAAGGGCAUCAUCUCUCUGUCUGACCUCCUGCAGGCCAUGGUCUUAACCCCUGCAGGUAUUGACGCCCUUUUGUCCUAGUAGCGGGAACAGAAAGAUCCUGCGUGGGCUUGAAUCGUGGCCCUGAACCGAGGCCGGAACAUGCAUCAGAUGCUUGAUAUUCCUCUGCUUUUAGCUCCAGGCCCCACUCUUGUACAUAAACACAAAGACUUUCAUUCAUGUUUCCAGAACUCAUGAUGUGAUCUAAAUGACCACAAGAGGAAAGGAGAAAUUCCUGUGUGUGCUACUGUUUAUGUUAAUACUACAGUAAUGGACAGCGAUUUGACCUUCACGAUGUGAUACACAGGUCUUGAGCGCAGUUUCCAUACUGGCUGCAUUUGAUCAAAUUGAUCAAUACAUGUUUACUCAAUACUGUAUAAACAUUUAUAUCAAAACAUUCUAGUGCCUGUAUUUUUAUUGUGUAUAAUAAGAAAUAUAUUUUUUGAAUAUAGAAUAGAAUGGGACUUCAAUAACCACACACACCGGUGAACAACCAGGGCUCUGACAUUGAGACUGUGGACACAUUUAAAUACUUGAGUGUCCAUGUAGACAAUAAACUGGAUUGGUCAAACAA